Molecule: messenger RNA, 489 nt
Organism: Beauveria bassiana ARSEF 2860
Lineage: Eukaryota; Fungi; Ascomycota; Sordariomycetes; Hypocreales; Cordycipitaceae
Product: Phosphoesterase family protein
Exons: 1
Coding region: 1-489 (162 amino acids)
Source: RefSeq, a predicted model, not a curated record
AUGGCUAAGGACACUCUCUUGGAAGUCAGCAUCAAGUCGCAGCGCUUUGGGAUCUUUCUCAGCCUUGAUGGCACUGGCGUCAAGGCUUUCGAAGGCAAAGGAUCUGGCGUCGCUGCCGCCCAGACAUACGUCGGGUCAUGGGAGCGUCUCCAAAUCGAGAACCAUGCGGAUGGUACCUUUUCGAUCCUGUCGUCCAACUUUCCAGGCGUUUACCUCCGCCUUGACGGGACCGGUCUGAAGAAGUUCGAAGGAGCCGGCGGCGGUGUAGCCAACACCCAGUUCUAUGCCACGCCGCCGGCCCGUGGCUUCGAGCUCUUCAAGUUUCACCCCCAGUCGGAUGGCUCCAAGGCUAUUGAAAGUGUUGCGUUUCCGGGCGUGUUCCUCCGCAUGGACGGUGAUGCGAAGAAGCGUCCGGAUGGGCUGACUGGUAUCGUGAAUGGACAGUUCGGCGCUAGAUCCUAUGAGAAAUUUAUUGUCACGGUCCUCUAG